This is a messenger RNA of Symbiodinium pilosum, 1137 nucleotides long. Lineage: Eukaryota; Dinophyceae; Suessiales; Symbiodiniaceae. The record is from the annotation of a GenBank genome assembly.
AUGAAAGGCUUGGUCUCAUCCCAACGGCCAUCCGCGGGGCAGAUAAUGCUUUGGGCCUGGCAGCUGCUUCAAGCUGUGAAGUUCCUACACCUGCAAGGCAUCAGCCAUCGCGACAUAUCCUUGGAGAACGUUCUGCUCAGUGGCGGUGAUGUUCGACUGAUGGACUUCGGCCAAGCUGUGCAAGCACGUAUGGAAACAGGCGAGCUCUUGAGAUACUUCGUCCCAGCGGGGAAGCCAUACUAUCGGCCACCAGAGGCCUACAUCCCAAACCAAGGAACUGUCGCAGUGAUCUCGCCUUCGAGCUCACGGGCGGGACAGGUUGCUUUGGCACUAACGCCAGCUCAGGACUUCUUAUUUCACGCUCGCCUGCUGGAAGCUGCAGAUCCUGGGCAAGUAUGCGCAGCGGAGCCCUGGGGUUACACAGCUCCGCCAGUCGACAUCUUUGCCUGCGCCGUCAGUAUCGCAAUUAUGUUCCUGGCAGGGCCACCAUGGCGCCAGGCUCGACCUACGGACAAGUACUUCCAGUGGGUUCAAAGCAACGGCCUUGCGGCCUUGGCAUUGUCCUGGAAGAAGGCAGUCCCGGCGUUAGCCGCAGAGAUAUUGAGUCAGAUGCUGCAAACAGAUCCAGAGCAACGGCCUGCUGUGGAGGCUUGCCUCAGCCACUCCUGGUUUGCGCCGCUGCGCUCUGCGCCAGUGGCCCUCCGGGAGCACCCCUUUGGGCUAAGCCCAAUGAGUCCAGGGUCUCCGCGCCUGGCCGGGGAUUGCUACCGCGAACAGGAGUGGGUAUGCCGAUCACUUCCAAACCCAAGCCUUUCAACAGCCCCGUCUUUGCAUGCAUGCGCUGUGCCAGUAUCAGAAUUCGAUUUGCUUGGCGACCCGUAUCGAGAUAUCCAACCAUGGAACGCAGAUUUGCACCUGUCAGCUCGAGCGAACGAUGCAGAAAUAGCUGGACUCCUUUGUGACGCACCACCCCCGCUGCCGUUGGUGAGGGAAGACAGGACAGAGAUUGCUCAGAUGGAGGCAGAUGUGGGCCAGGCCUUACAAGCCUCGGCUGCUAGAGCACCAAUUAGAUCGAGUGCAAGUGCCGAGCAGAGGUUGGGCCAUGACGAUGUCUCUGACAAGGACAUGCCAGCCUGA